This is a messenger RNA of Dreissena polymorpha, 2981 nucleotides long. Its product is annotated as kinesin-associated protein 3-like. Lineage: Eukaryota; Metazoa; Mollusca; Bivalvia; Myida; Dreissenidae. Gene Ontology annotation, molecular function: kinesin binding. The transcript has 18 exons. The record is from RefSeq and is a predicted model, not a curated record. Gene Ontology annotation, biological process: cilium organization; microtubule-based movement. Bases 102 to 2600 code for a protein of 832 amino acids. Gene Ontology annotation, cellular component: kinesin II complex; axoneme; ciliary transition zone.
AAUAUUUUUGUGAUGGCUGCAGACAUAAUUCUUCAUUUGUAAACAAAAGGAUUUUUCAAGUGUUGCGUAGACGUUUAUGACUAAUUACCCACCUUUUCAAUAUGAAUAUGCAGCCAGAAGAUGCUAGAUACUUAAAAAGGAAGGUGAAAGGAGGGAGUAUUGAUGUGCACCCUACAGAGAAGGCCCUGGUGGUCAACUAUGAGCUGGAGGCCACAAUCCUGGGGGAGUUGGGGGACCCCAUGCUGGGAGAAAGAAAGGAAUGCCAGAAAAUCAUUCGUGUGAAGAGCCUCAAUCCCAACAGUGACCUCGGUGCACUGGCCAAGGAGAUCAUAGACAAGUGCAAGCUGAUCCAUCCCAGCAAGCUGCCGGAGGUAGAACAACUGCUGUAUUACCUGCAGAAUAGAAAGGAGACCGGGCCCAGUAAAGCUUCAGGCAAGACAGAGCUCCAUGAGACCCCAGAAGUGCCAACGUAUGACGCCACGGAGAUUAACGAGACUGCCAACAUCAAUGACCUUGAUGAGUACCUGGAACUACUAUACGAGGAUGUGGCAGAGAAGAUAAGGGGCUCUGCACUGCUGCUACAGCUGUCACGUAACCCUGACAACCUUGAGGAACUCUUCUCUAAUGAGACAGUGGUGAGUGCUCUGGCCCGUGUCUUACGUGAUGACUGGAAGAAGAGCUCUGAGCUCGCCACCAACAUCAUCUACAUCUUCUUCUGCUUCUCCAGCUUCACACAGUUCCAUGGUGUGAUCCUGCACUUCAAGAUCGGAGCACUGUGCAUGACAAUUGUAGAACACGAGCUCAAGAAAUACGACCUGUGGAAGGAGGAACUGGAGAAGAAAAAGAAAGCUGCAGAUGCAGAGAAAUCCAGCAAGAAAAUGAAAGAGGAGUAUGAGAAAAGUUUCAAGAAGUUUGAUGGUCUAGUGAAGAAACAGGAACAGCUUCUGAGAGUGGCCUAUUACCUUCUGUUGAACCUGGCAGAGGACCUGAAGGUUGAGAUGAAGAUGAAGAACAAAAACGCAAUCAAGAUGCUGGUCAAGUCACUGGAGAGGGACAACUUUGAGCUGCUCAUUCUGGUGGUCUCCUUUCUCAAGAAACUCUCCAUCUUUGUGGAGAACAAGACUGAAAUGGCAGAGUUGAACAUCAUUGAGAAGUUGACGAAGCUGGUACCAUGUGAACAUGAGGACCUCCUGAACAUCACAUUACGUCUCCUCCUCAACCUCUCCUUUGACCCCGACAUGCGCAGCAAGAUGAUCAAGUUUGGGUUGCUUCCAAAACUUGUGUCGCUGCUCAACAAUGAAAACCACAAACUCAUAGUGCUGUGUAUCCUCUACCACAUCUCCAUGGAUGACAAGUCCAAGUCCAUGUUCACCUACACAGACUGUAUCCCCAUGGUGAUGCGAAUGAUGCUGGAAUCCCCUGAGAAUCCAGACAUAGAGCUGCUGUCACUGUGUAUAAACCUGGCGGCGAACAAACGUACGGCCCAAAUCAUAUGUGAGGGCCAGGGUUUGAAGAUGUUGAUGAAGAGGUCGUUCAAGUUCCGAGAUUCCCUACUGAUGAAGAUGAUCAGAAACAUAUCAGAGCAUGAUGGCCCUACCAAGAACCUGUUCAUUGACUACAUCAGUGACCUGGCAGAGGCUGUUCUCAGUCCAGAGGAGGACGACUUUGCCCUGGAGUGCCUGGGGGUGCUGGGCAACCUCACCAUACCAGACCUGGACUAUGAGCUCAUCCUCAAGGAGUACCAGCUCGUACCAUGGAUCAAGAAGAGGCUGCAGCCAGGUGCUGCUGAGGAUGACCUGGUUCUGCAGGUGAUCAUUCUGGUGGGAACAGUCUGCAAUGACGACAUCAGUGCCAAGAUGUUGGCAGAGUCCAACAUCAUACACAGUCUCAUUGAGCUCCUCAAUGCCAAGCAAGAAGACGAUGAGAUGGUAUGCCAGAUAGUGUAUGUGUUCUAUCAGAUGAUAUUCCACGAGUCAACGCGUGAAGUCAUCAUUAAAGACACACAAGCCCCAGCCUAUCUGAUAGACCUGAUGCAUGACAAGAACUCUGAGAUACGCAAAGUCUGUGAUAACACCCUCGACAUCAUAUCUGAAUUUGAUGAGGAGUGGGCCAAGAAGAUCCAGUUGGAAAAGUUUCGCUGGCACAACUCUCAGUGGCUUGAGAUGGUGGAGUCCCGGCCCGGGGACGAGAUGGCAGACCCGUACAUGUACCCAGAGGAGGGGUACGAGGGAUACCUGCAGGACGCCGACAUACUGGACCAUCCAGACCUCUUCUAUCCUGAUGGGUAUGACCCAGCCCUGGUCAUGGACGGUCACCUGACACCAGAGUACAUAGACGAGAAUGGAGUGUAUGGUUAUGGCAAUGAAUACGAGCCGUAUGCCCGGCCGGACUCCAACAUGGGCUUUGUUAACGGUGGGGUGGGAGGUGGGUACGGGAGGGGAAUGGACGAGUAUGGCCCACCCCUGGACCAGUACGGGCGACCCAUACAGCUGGAUGAGUACGAUGACUACCCACAGAACUACCACUACGGGCCACCUGAGGUGGCAGACGACGGAGAGGAGGGUUAUGGAGGAUAUGGAUACCACCAGGGCAUGAGAUAACAUCACUAACUUUUAUCAAACUGAGCCUUGUUGUGGGAAAACUGGGCUUAAUGCAUGUGCCUAAAGUGCCGUUCUAGUGAAACGAUUUUUGUUAAGAAGAGACUUCCUUUAAACGAAAAACAUGUAGUCUGCACAGGCUAAUGUGGGACAACACUUUACACACAUGUAUUUACACAGUGUUCCCAUCUAGCGAACUACACAGCUGAAUGAGAUUUAAUGAUUACCCACAGAACUAUCACUUCGGGCCGUCCGAGAUGUCAGAGCAUUUGACUAUGGAGGAUAAGGAUACCACCAGGGCAUUUGAUAACAUCAUUAAAUUGUUUUAUACUGAAUAAGUAUUUUAAGCUCACCUGAAUAUGCUUAUAAUGAGCUUUUUGCAAU